Messenger RNA from Porites lobata, 1254 nucleotides. NCBI's taxonomy places the organism in Eukaryota, Metazoa, Cnidaria, Anthozoa, Scleractinia, Poritidae. The record is from the annotation of a GenBank genome assembly.
AUGGCUUCACUGGGUCCAUGUUCAUUCUGCUCUAAAUGCGGAUUUUGUUUUGAAAAUCACCUGAACGACUACUUCGAUUUUUGCCCGUCUUGUGGAACAGAGGUGAGUUCAGAGGUAGCAAGCGAUGAUGAUGAAAGGUCGAUUAUCGAGUAUUACUUUUCGAGGGGAUAUACUCAUGAAAGUAUUGUCAAGCUGCUUUCUAAACAGCACGGUAUUCAUAUAGGGGAGCGAACACUGAGAUAUCGAUUGCAGAGUUACGGUUUGCGUAGACGGUGUCCUGUUUAUGAUUUAGCUGAAGUACGACAGCGUGUAGCUGAACAACUUGAUGGUCCUGGUUCUAUGGGUGGAUACAGAUCUGUGUGGCAUACACUUCGACUUGACGGGAUUCAAGUUCCUCGACAAGUAGUUGCAACAGUCGUGAGGGAACUCGACCCCUUGGGUUGUAAGAUGAGGAAAGGGAAACGACUGAAACGAAGGAAAUAUUAUGCUCCAGGUCCUAACUUUUGCUGGCACAUUGAUGGAUAUGACAAAUUAAAACCUUUUGGUUUUCCUAUACAUGGCUGUAUCGACGGCUGGAGCAGAAAGAUUAUGUGGUUACAAGUAGCGCGUUCAAACAAUAAUCCUGAAGUUCCAGCGAAGAAUUUCUUAGAGUCUGUUACUGAAUACGGCGGUUGUCCAGUCAAAGUGCGUAGCGAUUGUGGCACUGAAAAUGGUGUCUUGGCGGCAAUACAGUGUGAAUUUAGAGGUACAGCUGAUGCACAUGUGUUUGGAUCGUCUCCUUCUAAUCAGAGGAUUGAAGGGUGGUGGUCGUUCUAUAGAAGGAAUCGUUCCACUUGGUGGAUCAACUACUUCAAAGAUUUGAUUGAAAAAGAUGAAUUUCACCCAGGAAACCAGUUAGAGGAAGAAGCUUUGUGGUAUUGCUUUUCUAGAAUUCUGCAAGAAGACCUGGACUUAGUAAGAGAACACUGGAACACUCACCGCAUCCGGGACUCUAAGCAUGACACUGUGCCUGGUAGACCUGAUGAAUUAUUUUUUUUACCAGAAUGUAAUGGGGGAAUUGAUGGGCUACUUCUUCCAGUUUCUACUGAGAAACUACGUUUUGUGUCAGACAACUUGUUACAGCAUGAAGAUGAAAUUAACGAAUUUCAGAAUUACUUUGACUACAUUAUGGCUAACAGCAACUUUCAUCUACCAAGCAACUGGAGAGAGGCAGAAUGGUUGUAUCUGCAAUUUGUUAGUAUUGCUACCCAGUAG